AUGCUUGCUCUUAUUCCUCCCGUCUGCUGCAUCGGUGCCCUCGCCUUCCACCGCAGCCUCCCACUGCCCCUCCUACUGCGGGAUCCCCGACUGCGGCGGGCGCCUCCCCUCGCGCGCUCCCUCAUGGCCUUCUCCACCGAUCCGGCAGCGGUCGAAGAGAAGGUGGAAGCGGAGGACGAGGACCUCCCCACGGCCGUCGCCGGCGGCGGGGAUUGGUGUGAUGUGAGCCACGAGGAGUGGCGGCGCUGGGGCACCUCCUCGACGCUCCCGGCCGCGGUGGCCGGUGUAAUCCACGAGCUGCUCGAGAUGGAGGCCGCCGCCGGCGAGAAGAUGCGCUUCGGCGGCGUCGGCUCCAAGCUCAAGGGCAAUUUCAAGGACGUGGAGGACAAGAAGCACAGGGCUGUCUACGAGAGGCUCGCCGACUCCGACCAGAAGCUGCAGUACUUCUCCGCGCGGCAGAUUGGCUGCCGUUUGCUAGGGUGCAGAGGGUAUCUGUGCCAGAAGUGCUGGCUACCAACUGAAGACUGUAUGUGCACAAAUAUUGUUCCUUGCAAUCUUUGGAAGGGGAUGAAAUUCUGGCUAUACAUGCACCCAAAGGAUUUUUUGCGCCAGAAUAACACAGGAAAGUUACUCUGGCAAGUAUUUGGCAUCCAAGCUGCACAGUUAUGCCUCUUUGGUAUCCAAGAGCAUGAAGAUAUCAUGUGGGAUGCAUUUCAGAGUUCAGGAAAGGGGAAGAUCUCAGUUCUAUAUCCAAACAAGAGUAGCACCCCCAAGUCAGUUAAAGACCUUGAAUUUGAUGGUUUGUCCUUGACUGCUGACCUUCAUGAGAGUCUGCAGGAUGAACCUUUCAAUUUUGUUUUGCUUGAUGGUACCUGGAGUAAUUCUGCUGCAUUGUACAGAAGGUUGAAGGAGAGAUGGACUGCAAUAUGGGGAGAUGAAGAUAUACCUUGUAUCGCACUAUCUACACUUAGUGCCUCAGUGAUGCAUAAACUACGACCACAGCCUGCGUGGGAUCGUACCUGCACUGCGGCAGCUGCAGCUGGCCUCCUCUGGGAGUUGAACUUGCGGCCUGAGCUCAGCGCAUUUGAGUUGGAAAAGCAAGCUGAGGCAGUGGAGUGCUCGUUGGAUAUCUUGCUGGAUGCUCUCACUGCCAGGCGGGUUCGUCUGGGCCGAUCAAUCACUCGAAAACAGAGACAUAAUAGAAAUUGCAUAUAG
Molecule: messenger RNA, 1215 nt
Organism: Miscanthus lutarioriparius
Lineage: Eukaryota; Viridiplantae; Streptophyta; Magnoliopsida; Poales; Poaceae
Source: the annotation of a GenBank genome assembly